UUUCUUGGGGAGGAAAGUGCAAAUACAUGUUUGGCGCUCUCAUAAACGGACAAUCAUCCGUCUAAUAUGGCAGCCCAGUUUCCUCACCUCUUUUCAAAGUAAGCUUGAUAAUUCAUUUGAGGUUGUUUUCACUGCUCACACCAUUCAAAUGUCGCUUUCUUUUCUGGUUUCGUUUACAAAUCGCUUUCACUGAAGUCAUUAUUUUCCUCAUUUUUCGAUUCGUUUGCAAAGAUACCUGAAAGUAUUUAUUCUUUUUUGAAGAUUUUAGAUGUAAGUCAGACGACUUUUGAUUCGGUGAGGAAUGGUUUUGUUUUGGCGCCGAAACAGAUGGAACGAUUUCGCAAUACUGGAUGUUGCAACUGAAAGAGUAUGUAUAACUGAAUUCAAGAAGAUGGUUGCUGUUUCUCAGUUUUCACAAGAGUUGCUGUUAUGAGGAGCAAGUUUUAAGAAUGUGGUAUGCGCGUCAAGUGGCCAAUUACCCUUGUUAUGUCAUUUUCAUAAUUCUUACUGGGGCUAUUCUAUUUAUUAUCCUUAGUGUCACUCAGACUGAACUGCCAAACUUUAAAGAUCCUCUAUUGGGCUUUGAAUCGCGUGGGACGGAUCUCUCAAAACGCGCAACCGCUUGGCACAAUCUCCUGAAGAGUACCAGUUGGGAUGGACCCCUCACUUUCUAUCCUGGCAGCAUUGUGACAGACAUCAGUAAUGAAACCAUUGAAGCGGCACAGUGGCGACAGUCUUCUUCCAAAAACGGAACGCCUGCUGCAGAGAGCUCGGGGCCGUGGCUCGAAUUCGAGACGGACGAACAAAACUAUGGUAGCCUGCACAAGGAGGACGAUUCUGGACGCAUUGUCUUUGAAAGGCCCCCCUCUCCCAACAUCAAACUCACUAAAAUACCAACUCUUGAAGGAAAGAAUUUCUUUUGUAAUAAUCCAUCUCGAGAUUAUGCUCAUGUCAUUAUGCAAUCCUCAUCUGGCAAAAAUCUGUUGACGGUAGAGGGCCUCAAAAGCAUAUGUGAUGUUGACGAAAACAAACUCCGCAAGUCUGACUAUUUCUCUGAGCUUUGUGAGCAGUCACCCGUCGGCUCUUGUUGCCGCAGCUGGUCCAUCUCCAAUUACGUCGCCUUGCUUAGAAACCUUUCCACUUGCCACGCCAUCGGUCAGUCGGACGUGAACGCUGUUCUCGAACUCCUCGUCUCCUGCGCAUCCUACUACCACAACAUGAAACUGAGCCACGACUGUGCCAUGGAUCCUGCACUGUGCCGUGGCGUGCCCAGGCACUGCAUCGAGUACGACGCCGUGUACAACAUCCUUCACUAUCUCACCGACAUCAAUUUCCUGAAUCCCAAACAUCCCCCGACCCCUCAGUUGACGUACACGGCAGUGUUUCUCCCGAUCGCUCAGAGUUCGGCUGCCUUGAAUUACUACGAAGAUCUGGAGAGUGAGGAUCUAUGCAGCAACGACGUGGUGGUUGCCGGAAUGGAGUUUGGCUUGAAAUACAGGCUGUUCACCGUCACUCUGCAAAAUGAUGCAGUUUACGUGGUGUUGGCCGGAAUGCUCAUCUUCUUCUUUCUUUGGAUAUAUUCGUCGUCUUUUUUUGUCACCUUCAUGACGCUGUGUGGUGUUGUAUUUUCCAUGGCCACUGCAUAUUUCAUGUAUUCCCUUGUCUACCAGAUAAAGUUUUUUCCAUUCAUUAAUCUGCUCACCGUCAUCAUUAUAAUAGGUAUAGGUGCUGAUGAUGCGUGUAUAUAUUGUAAGAUAUGGAGCUGUGCCAAAGCGGAGAAGAGCAAUGGGACACUAGUUAAGUUAGUUUGUGAUACAUUUCACCAUGCCUGCCUCUCCAUGCUUGUUACUAGUAUAACAACAGCGGCUGCAUUUUUUGGUAGCAUGAUUAGCAAUAUUACUGCAGUACGCUGUUUCAGCAUAUUUGCUGGAACUGCUGUGCUUGCCAAUUUUUUCUUCACGAUAUCAUGGCUUCCAGCUUCCGUGACGAUUGCAGAGAAAUGGUGCUCGAGUACUUGCCUGCUGGUAUCUCCUCUAGGGUUGUAUCUUCCUCAGUUCCAGCACAUUCCGUGGUUCUCCUCACUCUGCAACUCCUUCUGGAAGAUCCACUACAGCUUCACUGACUCUUCUCGUGUCUUCUUCGAGAAAAUCCUGCCUUGCAUCAUCGUGAAAUCGAGGUAUUUCUGGCUGGUGCUCUUCACGACGUUAGCCACUGGUGCCGCGGUAGUCGUUUUCUACUACCCCAGACUCCAACUCCCCGACUCCAAAGAGUUCCAACUCUUCAAAACCGAACACCCUUUCGAACAGUAUGAUUUGUAUCUGAAGAAAUUCUUCUGGUUCGAAAAAGCGAGGGAACAAGACGUGUUCAGGAAGCUCCCCAUCCGCAUCGUCUGGGGUGUCUUGCCUGUGGACACCGGCGACUACUUGGACCCGUACGAUCGAGGGGCUCUCUCCAUCGACCCGCUUUUCGACAUGGCUCAGCCUGAAGCGCAGUUGUGGCUGUACAAGUUUUGCACGCAGCUGAGGAACCAGACUUUCUACCAGCUCACGAGUGGCCCCCUCCUCUUCAACUGUUUCAUCGAGACGUUCAGGUUGUGGAUGGAGAGGCGGUGCGUGGACGGCAUCACCGACGCGAACAGGACACCGUGCUGCGAGUCAUCCAAGUUCCCGUUCAGCGUGAAAGUCUUCAACUACUGCAUCAAGCAGGCAGUGGGCAUUCUGCACCACAAUCCAGGCUACUUCGCUGUCCCGGUCAUGGAAGGAGUGCGGUUCUCCAAGUCCACCGCGAAAGUGCAAGCCAUCGUCGUGCAGUACGACAGCAUUUACUCCUACUCGAACUCGUACACGGAAAUGUACGAGUUCAGCCACUCCGUGGAUGGAUGGGUGAGCGGGAUGUUGAAGACCGCUCCCGAUGGUUUGAAGAACGGAUGGUUCGUGAGCGAUUUGGAGUUCUUUGACUUGCAAGACAGUUUAUCGAGGGGGACUGUGAUAGCCAUUGGUGUCGCCAUUGCUGUUUCUUUUAUUGCUCUGCUGCUUACGACUCUUAACUUGCUGAUGAGUAUUUACGCUAUCGUUACGAUCGCGUGCAUCAUAAUAGUGACGGUUGCCUCCUUGGUGCUGUUGGGGUGGAAGUUAAACGUCCUCGAGAGCACUACUGUGUCCAUAGCCAUCGGACUGGCCGUGGAUUUAACACUGCACUAUGCCGUCGCUUACAAGCUGUCACCGCAAGAAGACCGCGAAUCCUCGGUCGUCUUCGCCCUGAGCCACGUCGGCAGUCCGGUCGCGAUGGCGGCUUUCACCACCUUCAUGGCGGGAGCUCUGAUCUUCCCUUCGACUGUCCUAGCCUACCUGCAAAUAGGCACGUUCCUCGUCCUCUUGAUGUCCAUCAGUUGGCUCUACUCGACUUUCUUCUUCUUAUCUAUUUUAAGCAUCGCCGGACCGGUCAACGAAUUCCUGCAACUGAGCUACUCUUCUUUCAACGUCUGCUCGGAGUGCGAGACCGCUGCAGUCCCCGUCGAGAAGAACGUGUUCGCCCUCUCCGAGUCGACGCUGUCGUCGAGCAGCGCGAGCUAUCCGAAUCAGAUACCGACCAGCGAGAGCCACGAACUGGAACCCCUGACCGCCAUCAAAGCGGGUCACAUCGACGUGCCGAAGUUCAAGAAGAAGUACAGCCACCGGUCCAUUCGACCCCGCUCAGAGAGUCUGUCUUCUGCCCCGACUAGGACUAGAGAUAGUGCCAUACCUUUCAAAAUGAGCAAGACUCCCAGGAAGAUCAGUCUGCCCACGGUGAGUGUCACUUUUCACGGAGAACCGAAUCCCGACUCGUCGAUCGGGGGGGCCACGAGUUCGUCCACCAUCGUGUGUGCCGACGAGGAGAGAGAACCUCUGUCGAAAGAUGAUGUCUCCGAUUCUUGGAUCGGAAAGGAAAUAAGUUUAUAAGUGUCGCUUUGAUUCUCAUUAGCUGAUCUCAAAGUUAGAGCAUACCUCCUCGAAUUGAAAACAUAUAAUGUGACUGAAUUUCUUUUAGCGUGAAAUAAUUCUCUGCCAAAUUGUAUACAGAUAUAACAUUCACGCGAAAUAACUUUUAAAGAGGAACUCGAAUAAUUUGUGAAAAUAUUUUACUUUUAGCAAUGUACAGUAGAGCGCACUGCUCGGGGGCGGGCGUGGUCUGGGUUGCAAAAAACCAGAAAAACCCAAACCCGGGUGGGUUUUUUCAUGGGGGCUUUUUCAAAAGAGAGGGCAGGGAUAAGUACCUUAUUUUAAUAUUAAUAAUUAAGUUUAAUUUUAUAAAUUGACUUCAUAUAGAUAUUAAUACAAAUAAAUUGAUGUCGUUUCUUCUGACAUCACAAUACAAAAUACAUUACACAUUUGAAACUUAUUUUAACACAGGAUUACUUUUUAUUUAUAUUUUAAUCUUAGAAAAUAUUUGAGGAACAUUCUUUAUUUGCAUAGAAAGCGAAUAAAUGGCUCUGAAUAAUCAAUGACCAUACAGUCAAAUCUAGUCAGCAAGGUGACUCUCCAACACAAUUAGUUUUUUCACUAUAGGUUCAUUUUUUUUAGGCUGGACUACAUAAAUAUUUCAAUAGAAUA
Molecule: messenger RNA, 4589 nt
Organism: Parasteatoda tepidariorum (common house spider)
Lineage: Eukaryota; Metazoa; Arthropoda; Arachnida; Araneae; Theridiidae
Product: RND transporter family member dispatched
Source: RefSeq, a predicted model, not a curated record